CCAAAGGGCACCCGGGGGGAAGCGAGCAGCGAGACCACAAGCCGCCCGGAGGUCCGUAACCUGGCUGGAGCCGGGCCGAGCACAGGACUGCAGCUCCAUCCCAUGUGAAAAGCAGUGUUUAAGAUGAAGAUCUUCCAGGGCAGGAUGCAGCACUGGCUGAUUCCAGCUUUUUUGACAAUUGCUCACUUUUGUACCAUUGUCCAGAGUCAAGUGUCUCCGCCAACACGGUUAAGAUAUAAUGUAUUAUCAUCUGAUAGUAUACAGAUUUCAUGGAAGGCUCCACGAGGAAAAUUUGGUGGUUACAAACUUCUUGUGACUCCAGCUUCAGGUGGAAAAACCAAUCAGUUGAAUCUGCAGAACACCGCAACUAAAGCAAUUAUACAAGGGCUCAUGCCAGACCAGAAUUACACAGUUCAACUUAUUGCAUACAAUAAAGAUAAGGAAAGCAAGCCAGCUCAGGGGCAAUUCAGAAUUAAUGAUUUAGAAAAAAGAAAGGAUCCAAAGCCCAGAGUCAAGAUUGUGGACAGAGGAAAUGGGAGUAAACAGUUUUCACCUGAAGAAGUGAAAUUUUUCUGUGAAACUUCAGCUAUUGCUGAUAUUGUAAUCCUGGUGGAUGGGUCUUGGAGUAUUGGAAGAUUCAACUUCAGACUGGUUCGACUUUUCUUGGAAAACCUGGUAACAGCAUUCAACGUGGGCUCAGAGAAGACACGGAUUGGUCUUGCGCAAUACAGUGGUGACCCCAGAAUUGAAUGGCACUUGAAUGCCUUUAGCACAAAAGAUGAGGUGAUUGAAGCUGUCCGAAAUUUACCAUACAAGGGAGGAAAUACACUUACAGGUCUUGCUUUGAACUACAUUUUUGAAAAUAGCUUUAAGCCAGAAGCAGGGGCAAGAAUGGGAGUAUCCAAAAUUGGCAUUUUAAUCACAGAUGGAAAGUCCCAAGAUGAUAUUAUUCCUCCAUCCAGAAACCUCCGUGAGUCUGGUGUAGAACUAUUUGCCAUAGGAGUUAAAAACGCAGAUGAGAGCGAGCUGCAGGAGAUCGCCUCAGAGCCAGACAGCACCCACGUGUACAACGUGGCUGAGUUCGACCUCAUGCACACAGUGGUGGAGAGCCUGACCCGGACUGUGUGCUCCAGGGUGGAAGAACAGGACAAGGAGAUCAAAGCCUCAGCGCUUAUACCCACUGGACCACCUACAGAGCUGAUUAUUUCUGAAGUCACUGCCAGAAGCUUUAUGGUUAACUGGACCCAUGCCCCAGGAAAAGUGCAAAAAUAUAGAGUUGUAUAUCAUCCUACCAGGGGUGGAAAACCAGACGAGGUGGUGGUGGAUGGGAGUGUGUCCUCCACAGUGUUGAAGGGCUUGAUGUCAUUAACUGAGUAUCAGGUAGCUGUCUUUGCCGUCUAUGCCCAUACCGCUAGUGAAGCCCUACGGGGAAGUGAAACUACACUUGCUUUACCCAUGGCUUCCAACCUCCAGCUGUAUGAUGUAACUGAGAACAGUCUGAAGGCCAGCUGGGAUGCAGUGGCCGGGGCAUCUGGCUACCUCAUCCUCUAUGCGCCUCUCACGGAGGAUCUGGCUGGAGAUGAAAAAGAGGUGAAGGUUGGAGAGGCCCACACAAACGUUGAAUUGGGUGGGUUAUUGCCCAAUACAGAAUAUACAGUCACAGUUUAUGCUAUGUUUGGAGAAGAAGCCAGCGAUCCUGUUUCUGGACAAGAAACAACAUUGCCCUUAAGUCCACCACGAAACCUUAGAGUCUCCAAUGUUGGCUCGAACAGUGCUCGGUUAGCCUGGGACCCAACUUCAAGGAAGAUUACUGGUUAUCGAAUUGUUUACAACAACGAGGAUGGGACUGAAAUCAAUGAGGUUGAAGUUGACCCCAUUACUACAUUCCCCCUGAAAGGCCUCACUCCCCUCACAGAGUACACGGUCGCCAUUUUCUCCAUGUAUGAGGAAGGACAGUCAGAGCCUCUGACCGGGGUUUUCACCACAGAGGAAGUUCCAGCCCAGCAAUACUUGGAAAUUGAUGAGGUGAAGACAGACAGUUUUAGAGUGACCUGGCAUCCCCUGUCUGCUGAUGAAGGGCAACACAAGUUGAUGUGGAUUCCUGCAUACGGUGGGAAGACGGAAGAGGUUAUCUUAAAAGAAGAUCAAGACUCUCAUGUUAUUGAAGGUCUGGAUCCUGGCACUGAAUAUGAAGUUUCGCUUUUGGCCAUAAUGGAUGAUGGAAGUGAAAGUGAGGUGGUAACUGCUGUCGGGACUACACUUGACAGUGACUGGACAGAAUCAGCCACCACCAUAGCACCUACCAGGCCCGUGACUACAGUUUUCCGGACAGGAAUCAGGAACCUGGUUGUAGAUGAGGAAACCACUUCAAGCCUGCGGGUGAAGUGGGACAUUUCCGACAGCAGCGUGGAGCAGUUCCGAGUGACCUACCUGACGGCUCAAGGGGAUCCUGCAGAAGAAGUGGUAGGAAUGGUUAUGGUGCCUGGAAGCGAGAACCAUCUCCUUCUGAAGCCUUUGCUGCCUAACAUGGAGUAUAAGGUCACUGUGACUCCCAUCUACCAUGACGGAGAAGGCGUCAGUGUCUCUGCACCAGGAAAAACCUUGUCACCUUCUGGUCCCCAAAACUUGCGCGUUUCAGAAGAAUGGUAUAACAGGCUACGCAUCACGUGGGAUCCCCCAUCCUCUCCUGUAAAGGGCUAUAGGAUUGUUUACAAACCCGUCAGUGUGGCUGGCCCAACCCUGGAAACGUUCGUGGGAGCCGACAUUAACACCAUUCUUAUCACAAACCUCCUCAGUGGCAUGGACUACAAUGUGAAAAUAUUUGCCUCCCAGGCCUCAGGCCUCAGCGAUGCUCUGACAGGCGUGGUGAAAACAAUGUUUUUGGGUGUAACCAACCUUCAAGCAGAAGAGAUUGAAAUGACCAGCCUGUGUGCUCAGUGGCAGGUGCAUCGUCAUGCUACUUCCUACAGAAUCAUGAUAGAAUCACUUCAAGAUACACAAAAGCAAGAAUCUACUGUGGGUGGAGGGACAAACCGACAUUGCUUCUAUGGACUUCAACCUGAUUCAGAAUAUAAAAUCAGUGUUUACACAAAGCUCCAGGACAUUGAGGGGCCCAGCGUGAGCAUCAUGGAAAAAACACAAUCACCUCCUACUCAGCCACCUACUUCUCCUCCAACCAUUCCACCAGCAAAAGAAGUAUGUAGAACUGCCAAAGCUGACCUGGUGUUUAUGGUGGAUGGAUCCUGGAGUAUUGGAGAUGACAACUUCAACAAGAUCAUUAACUUUCUGUAUAGCACUGUUGGAGCCCUGAACAAGAUUGGUGCUGAUGGAACCCAAGUUGCAAUGGUUCAGUUCACUGAUGACCCCAGGACAGAAUUUAAACUAGAUUCUUACAAAACCAAAGAGACUCUUCUAGAGGCAAUUAAACAUAUCGCGUACAAAGGAGGAAAUACAAAGACAGGACAAGCCAUGAAGUAUGUCCGGGACACCUUGUUUACUACAGAGGCCGGGACUAGAAGAGGCACCCCCAAAGUCAUUGUGGUGAUAACUGACGGGAGGUCUCAGGAUGAUGUGAAUAAAAUCUCCAGGGAGAUGCAGUCAGAGGGUUACAGCAUUUUUGCCAUUGGUGUGGCUGAUGCCGAUUAUUCUGAGUUGGUUAGCAUUGGCAGCAAGCCCAGUUCCCGCCACGUCUUCUUUGUGGAUGACUUUGAUGCCUUUAAGAAAAUUGAAGAUGAGCUGAUUACUUUUGUCUGUGAAACCGCAUCAGCAACCUGCCCCCUGGUACACAUGAAUGGCAUUGAUCUUGCAGGUUUUAAGAUGAUGGAAAUGUUUGGUUUAAUUGAAAAGGACUUUUCAUCAGUGGAAGGGGUGUCUAUGGAGCCUGGCACCUUCAAUGUGUUUUCCUGUUACCGACUUCAUAAAGAUGCCUUAGUUUCCCAGCCAACUAAGUAUUUGCAUCCAGAAGGAUUGCCAUCUGAUUAUACGAUCAGUUUUCUAUUCCGAAUUCUUCCUGACACUCCAGAGGAACCAUUUGCUCUUUGGGAAAUUUUAAAUAAAAAUUCUGACCCAUUGGUUGGGGUCAUUUUAGAUAAUGGUGGGAAAACCCUAACGUAUUUUAACUACGACUACAGUGGAGAUUUUCAGACUGUAACUUUUGAAGGACCUGAAAUCCAGAAAAUUUUCUAUGGAAGCUUUCACAAGCUACAUAUUGUUAUAAGCAAGACUUUGGCAAAAGUGGUUAUUGACUGCAAGCAAGUGGGUGAGAAGGCAAUAAAUGCAUCAGCUAAUAUCACCUCUGAUGGUAUAGAAGUCCUUGGGAAAAUGGUUAGAUCAAGAGGACCCACCGGGAACUCUGCACCGUUCCAGUUACAGAUGUUUGACAUUGUUUGCUCCACAUCAUGGGCCAAUAGAGACAAAUGCUGUGAACUCCCAGGCCUGAGGGACGAUGAAACCUGCCCAGACCUUCCCCAUUCCUGCUCUUGCUCUGAAGCCAGCAAAGGGACUCUGGGACCAGCAGGCCCACCGGGUGGCCCAGGAGUCCGAGGACCAAAGGGCCAGCGUGGUGAACAGGGCCCAAAGGGACCAGAAGGCCCUCGUGGAACUAUAGGCCCCCAAGGACCUCAGGGUCCCCCUGGACCCCAAGGACCAAGUGGUUUGUCUAUACAAGGAAUGCCUGGAAUGCCAGGCAAAAAAGGAGAUAAAGGAGAGACUGGCCUUCCUGGCCCACAGGGGGUUCCGGGAGGUGUUGGGUCCCCUGGACGUGACGGCUCACCAGGCCAAAGGGGCUUUCCAGGAAAGGAAGGAUCUUCUGGCCCUCCAGGCCCACCAGGGCCAAUUGGCAUUCCUGGAGCUCCUGGAAUCCCCGGGAUCACAGGAAGUGUGGGUCCCCAAGGCUCCCUGGGACCACCUGGGGUCCCGGGGCCAAAGGGAGAAAGGGGGGAACGGGGGGACCUGCAGUCUCAAGCCAUGGUGAGAGCAGUGGCUCGCCAGGUGUGCGAACAGCUUAUCCAGAGUCACAUGGCCAGGUACACAGCCAUCCUCAACCAGAUUCCCAGCCACGUCACCUCCAUCCGCACAGUUCAAGGGCCUCCUGGUGAGCCUGGAAGACCUGGGUCACCGGGAACUCCCGGAGAGCAAGGACCUCCAGGCACCCCAGGUUUUCCAGGAAAUGCUGGUGUGCCAGGGACCCCAGGAGAACGAGGUCUAACCGGACUCAAAGGAGAAAAAGGAAAUCCUGGUAUUGGAUCCCAAGGCCCAAGAGGUCCCCCUGGACCAACAGGACCAUCAGGCGAGAGUCGACCUGGAAGCCCUGGGCCUCCUGGUUCUCCUGGACCAAGGGGACCACCAGGCCACCUGGGCAUACCUGGACCCCAAGGUCCUUCUGGCCAACCUGGUUACUGUGAUCCUUCUUCAUGUUCUUCCUAUGGAGUAGGAGCUCCCCAUCCUGAUCAGCCAGAAUUUACGCCUGUUCAAGAUGAGCUGGAAGCCAUGGAACUGUGGGGUCCAGAGAACUGAUAACCUCAGGAGAAAUUUGAAGACCAACUACAAGAACUCUCAAGGCAUCUUACUCAAGAACAAUGUCAAUAUGUGGUGUGUACGUGACCUUCGAGGGAGGGGAGCUCAUUUCAUCACUCAAAACAUCCAUCUUGGAUAUUGUUAAUAUUACUGCUAUGAGUGACCAAAAAUUAUAUAUAUCUGAAAAUUCCCCUAAAUUGUGGAAUUGAUUUUUCUUUCUUGAUUUAGUCACAUGCCAGGUAAUAUGUUUUAUUUUUCUGGAAAAUAAAACUCAAAGAAAAAUUAAGAAACAAAAAACCAAAACUGAACUCUGAAUCUUUUAGUGAGAUGAUCUCAAGUCUGUACUGUAGUAAAAUUGAUAUGGUUCUAUUCCAGGGAGAUGGGACCCUGGAAGAAUAGGAAAUAAGAGAAAUGAAUUGAUUGUGUCAUUUAUCUUGAGCCCCUUAGCCUUGCAAAAACAGAAGAAAAGGAUUUUCUUAGAAAAGCAACCUCUUGUUUACCUGGCCUGUCCAACUCUAAGAUCAUUGGUAACUCACUUCACUGAUAUCCAAAAAUAUAUGUUAGAACAUAGUUUUCUUCAAUUUGAUGAUUCAAAAAGAUAGACUUAGUGUCUUAGUGGGAUUUCAUAUGUAAAAUAAUGAUCAUCUGCUCAUACUGAUGCAAAGAUCCAAUUUUGAGGAACAGUUUAUCCAGCAGUAUCCCAAGAGUCACCCUUUUCUUACACACUGAUGAUUUGUACAUAUAGAUAUGUUUUUGCAAACUGAUUUUCAUUGUUUUUUAUAAGCAAAUAAAAAUUUUU
This is a messenger RNA of Sorex fumeus (smoky shrew), 6313 nucleotides long. It is a transcript of the gene COL14A1, whose product is annotated as collagen type XIV alpha 1 chain. The record is from RefSeq and is a predicted model, not a curated record. The coding region runs from base 124 to 5514 and encodes 1796 amino acids. Gene Ontology annotation, molecular function: protein binding. Gene Ontology annotation, cellular component: interstitial matrix. Lineage: Eukaryota; Metazoa; Chordata; Mammalia; Eulipotyphla; Soricidae. The transcript is spliced from 48 exons.